UGUGGAGAGAAAAGGAAAGUGAUUGGAAAUAUGAAUUAAAAUUAGGUUUUUAUUUUUUAUUUAUUUUUAUUUAUUUAUUUUGUGUGUGUGUGUGCUUGAAUCUAGAACUUCCAACUUUUGCAAUUCAUGAUAUUUUUGUGGGUUUGGUUGUUUCUGAUUGCUUGAAUCUAGAUAUUUUUGUGGGUUUGCAAGGUUGAAUCUGAAUAUCUUUUAAUCUGGUUAUUUUUUGUUGAAUCUGGAUUCUAGAUAUUUUUUCAUUUUGUUGAAUCUUAGAUCAUUUAUUUUUGUGAGUUGUGGAUUGGUGUUGAAAUUGCAAUUCAUCAAUUUUAAACUGUAAACCUUUUUGACAUUUGUGGGUGUUUGGUUGGGUUGGUCAUUGUGUGGGUUUGUAUUUACAGUUUGGCUUCUAACAUGGGUUUGAUUUUGAAAUGAGAAAUGAGUUUUGAUUUUUGAAAUAAGUUGUGUUUCUUAAAUGGAUUUAAUUUUGUAAAAGGUUUUGGGUGUGAAAUAAUACUUGAUCUUCAUGAAAUGGGUUUCAUUUUUUAAAUGGGUUUUGAUUUCAGAAAUGAAUUUUUAUUUUCAGUUUGAUUUCUGACAUGGUUUUGAUUCUUUAAUGGGAAAUGGGUGUUAAUUUCCUAUGAUUUUGAAAAGCUUUUGAUUUAUGAAAUGGGUUUUAAUUUAUGAAAUUAGUUUGAAAUGUUUGUUGUAUGGGUGUAUCUACUUUGACCUUUUGAAUUUUUUGUGGCCUGCAAUUAACUACAUAACCUGUGGCUUUUUAUUCUAUGUUUAAUUUGCUUUUGAAGUUGUGGCACCUGUUGUCAUAUUGGUUGUGCAUUUGAUGAUGGCUGGAGUCACUUAGAUUUAUUUCUUAUGGGUAUAGGUUUAAUGUUAUGAAAGUAUUUAUGUCAUUUCACUUCUUCCUUUUGUUUGUAGAUCCAUUUUCUAUUGCAACUAUAAUGGUAAAUAAAACAAAUGGGAACUCUUUGCUUGGCCAAUAUAAACGAUGGCAACCCAAAGCACAUUAUGAGCUUGGAUGCCAAUUCUGAUAGAGUUCUCUUCCAUUAUAAUGGACAUGGUGUGCCAAAACCAACUGCUAAUGGUGAAAUUUGGGUAUUCAAUAAGUCUGGAAUCAAUACAAUUUGGUACCAAUCGGCAGUGGUGGAUUGGCUUAGAGUGAUGCCUACUGGGUACUCAACCAUUGUCAAUCUUUAACUAGACUCUGAAAAAGGUAUUUUACUUUGAUUGUUUGUUAGAUUGCACUCUCAUACUCAGAUUUUAGUUGGUUUUGCUGAAAGGAAAGCAUUAGUUGCUAUGAUUGAGAACCUAUGGCGGUAAUGGACCCAUGGUGAUCAGGUCUCCGAUUAAUACAUUGUUAAGCUUACUCAUUUUCGUUGUUAUUUUUUUUUUCUCAUUUGACAAUGCCAUUGUUUAUUAAAAAGAGAAACCAUUGUGUGAUAGUGUAUGUGUGCAGACAAGUGGAGUGAGAUCAACCGAUGACGCCAAGCUAGGAUAAGUUCU
Messenger RNA from Camellia sinensis, 1518 nucleotides. Lineage: Eukaryota; Viridiplantae; Streptophyta; Magnoliopsida; Ericales; Theaceae. The record is from RefSeq and is a predicted model, not a curated record.